CCCCUCCGGUCCCUGAUGCUCUCCUUCUCUCAGGGACACCUGGAGGCUGCAGGCUAUUUAAGUGGCCGUGGAAGGUCGGGUCGGCAUCAGAACCGCCUGCGUUUCAGCAUGAAGGUCCUCCUCCUCCUCCUGCUCGUGGUCACGGCCAGCGGUAGGGUCUUCCACCGAUGUCAGCUGGCGAGGGCGCUGAAGUGUGCUGGGAUGGCGGGCUACGCAGGGGCCUCGCUGGGAGACUGGGUCUGCUUGGCCAGGUGGGCGUCGCAUUACAACACCUACACCAGGAGACGCCAGUGUGACGGCUCGGUCGGCUACGGCAUUUUCCAGAUGAGCAACCGGCAGCUGUGCAAGGAUGGGUGCACCCCGUCACAAAACAUCUGCCAUGUCCCCUGCAGGAGGUUGCUCACAAACCUACGGUCUGCAAUUCACUGUGCCAGGUGUGCUGGUCGCCGGGCGAGUUACUGGACAAUCUGGAGGCGGCACUGCCAGGGAAGGAAUGUCAACUGCUACAUCCGCGGCUGCGGGGUGUGAGACACGGAGAGAACCGCCUUUCCUCGCGCUCUGCCCGGAUCGCGCUCAGUCCGGAUCCCGCUCUUCUCCUCUUCCAUACCCAGCUACACUUGCAAAGGCUCAAUGCUGAGGCACUUUUCGUUCAUUUGCAUGUCAGUUAAAAAAUAAUUUAAAAGAUUAAAUUCACGCAAAAAAUAAAAAAUGCUACUUGAAGACAUAUCUUCUUUUUUGCCAGUCAACCUUUUUUGUUAUGAUGAGCUAGACUUUAAUAAAGACAUAAUUUGCAGUUGAA
Messenger RNA from Conger conger (European conger), 799 nucleotides. Its product is annotated as lysozyme C II-like. NCBI's taxonomy places the organism in Eukaryota, Metazoa, Chordata, Actinopteri, Anguilliformes, Congridae. Gene Ontology annotation, biological process: defense response to Gram-positive bacterium; defense response to Gram-negative bacterium. The transcript has 5 exons. The record is from RefSeq and is a predicted model, not a curated record. Gene Ontology annotation, molecular function: lysozyme activity. The coding region runs from base 16 to 528 and encodes 170 amino acids.